Molecule: messenger RNA, 2336 nt
Organism: Nematolebias whitei (Rio pearlfish)
Lineage: Eukaryota; Metazoa; Chordata; Actinopteri; Cyprinodontiformes; Rivulidae
Gene: zfand4
Product: zinc finger, AN1-type domain 4
Exons: 9
Coding region: 56-2227 (723 amino acids)
Molecular function (GO): protein binding; zinc ion binding
Source: RefSeq, a predicted model, not a curated record
GGGUCAGCCUCCUCAUUUCACCAUCUUCCUAAAGUCUCUUUCCCAACUGGCCAAGAUGACUAACAGGAAGGAGCCACCCUUCUUCAAUGACGACAGCAUGGGAACCUUUCAGUAUAAGCUUCCUUUUUACGACACUAUGGAGCUUUUCAUAGAGACCCUGACAGGGACUUGUUUUGAGCUGCGCGUGUUGCCUUUUGAAGCUGUCAUUUCAGUCAAAGCAAAGAUCCAGAGGCUGGAAGGUAUCCCUGUUGCCCAGCAGCAUCUUAUCUGGAACAACGUAGAGUUGGAUGACGAUCACUGUCUACAUGACUAUGGCAUUGCUGAGGGCUGCACGUUGAAACUUGUCUUAGCCAUGAGGGGAGGCCCAAUUAACACCAGAAGGGUAACUUUGGAGGAUCCUAUCAAGGAAGUGGCUGAACUUAUGGAGAGCACAAAAGAGGACAGUUGGGAGAAAAAUCUGACAAACAAGCAGGUCACUUUCGUGGUGUAUCGUGAGGGUGACCAGUUAAACUUCUUUCGAGUGGUUGAUAGGGGAGAUGGUACAAUGACCCCUUUAUCUGAGUCCUUAAGCGGUGGCUCAGUGCACAAUGCGCAUACAGAGGAGGAUGGAGAGAGUUCUGCAGCUGCACAGCAGAACCUUGAGAACUCUAUUACCAUGACCAAAAUGAAGCUGCUCAAAGCCAAGAUGGAAGAUAUGAAUCUCAACAAAAAGAAGACUGCAAAGGUAAAGCCGCGAGCUCCUAUUGGCCCCCAUCCCAGUGGCAGCUUCUUUGGGCCUUCCAGCACACGGCACCAUCACCGCCUCUUUCGCUCCCUCUCACAGAUCAACCAGCCUUGGCAGACAAGUGCUCCACUACCUCCAAUUGUAGACAAUGAAUCUAUAGAUCCCUCUCCUCCCCCCACAGCUUCGACCUCUUCUCAUUUCACAAUCCCUAGACGGUCGCCUCCUUCUUUCUUGUCGCCUUCUUGCUACAUGCUGCAGGAGGAGGAACCAUGGGAGACGUACUCAUCCUUUGCAAAAAUCCUUCCUCCUCCCAAAGUGUCUCGAAUGGACUUGGGCAGCAAGUUGAUGAGAGACUGCGUUUAUCCUCAGCUUCCACCACUGUGCAGCAGGGCCCCACCUGAACCCCCCUUUGACACAGCGGAGCCUUCAAGGGAGCUGGUCAGGCUGGGUUUAUUAGAGGAGCCUGUAGGGCUUGUGGCACCGACACAGCCUGGUGCAUCAUUCGGGGACUUGUCAGACCCUCUAAGACUUGAUGUUUCUAUCCAGCAUGAGGGGGGUUGUCAACCCAUUGAUGUCGGGACUCCGCACCAGCUGCCACACUCCCCCUCUCCAAUAAGUCCCUGGACACUUGGCACAAGUGAUGCACUCACCAGCAGAACUAAUGAAACACAGCUUGGCACAUCGGUGCAUAUCAGCCCUCCUUCUCCAUUAACGGCCUCCACCUCCCCAUCAGCUUCAACCAGACUGCUGUCUCAGCCUUUUGAUUCCCCACUUUUACUGUCUAACCUACAAGCACAAUCCUCAGUAAAGCCUGGCAGCACACCCCCUCAUCCACCAGCCUCCAUGUCAUCUCAUCCGCCACGCCGUCGCGGUGUUAAAGUAGAGUCACCGGGUAAACGACCAGAACUCAUUUCUAAGAGAGAAGCAAGAGGCAUCACCAAAAUUGCAAACCAGGCCUGUAAAGAGCCACUGGGGUCUCUGAACAACGCUGAGCUCUUGGCUUCUCUCUCCACAAGAGCUCCAGACAACAGCCUUGGAGAGAGUCUGGGAUUUGCACUGACUUUGCCUCCUGCUGCCUCAGGACAGGGCAGCCUUGGCUCCAGGCUGCCAUCCAUUUCUCCUAAUAAAUUUCUUCAGGAUGAUCCCAUUCGACAAAUGUCACCGUUGCGCCGAGCAGUAUCAUCUUACAGGACCAGCAACUGUCUUGUGUCGUCUGGGGGAGUCACGACGUCUUCAUUUGGGGCUAUAGGCACUCCAACGUACCACUUACCUCCAGUCAAAGCCCCCACUGGCACCAAGAAAAAGAGCUCCAAGCACUGCUUCCAUUGUGGUAAAAAGACUGGGCUGGCCACCAGCUACGAAUGCAGAUGUGGUCACAACUUCUGUGCCGCCCACCGUUACGCUGAGACUCACGACUGCACUUACGACUACAAGACUGCUGGACGGCGGUUUCUGCACGAGACCAACCCUCUUAUCAGCGCUCCGAAGCUGCCUAAGAUCUAGACCCAACAACCCUCGCUGGUCACACGGGGCAAACUGGGAACAAUGACAAGUCCAACUAACCCGAUGGAAAUAAGGUUCUGACACCACUGUGUCCUUUUUCUGAGAGAAU